Aspergillus costaricaensis CBS 115574 is the source of this 1504-nucleotide messenger RNA. Its product is annotated as monocarboxylate permease. Lineage: Eukaryota; Fungi; Ascomycota; Eurotiomycetes; Eurotiales; Aspergillaceae. Bases 47 to 1309 code for a protein of 420 amino acids. Gene Ontology annotation, molecular function: transmembrane transporter activity. The transcript has a single exon. The record is from RefSeq and is a predicted model, not a curated record. Gene Ontology annotation, cellular component: fungal-type vacuole membrane. Gene Ontology annotation, biological process: transmembrane transport.
AUUUUUGAAAUCGUGCACGCCUGCUCUACUGCUCGGAAAUUCCAUCAUGACGAAGACCAGUAGCGAUGAUGUAUCCCAAGCUCAGAUCCCUCUUUCCCCUUCCCAAGUCAAACCACCACCCGAUGGGGGCCUCAAGGCAUGGACCCAGUCUGUCAUGGGCCACCUGGUAUGUUUUAAUACCUGGGGCUACCUGGCCAGCUUCGGCGUCUUCCAAUCCUACUACCAGAACGAGCUUGGGGUGUCCGAGUCCGCCAUCUCGUGGGUGGGGUCCAUACAAAUCUUUCUCAUCUUCUUUGUCGGCACCUUUUCUGGCCGCGCCCUUGAUGCUGGCCUAUUCCGUCCUGUCUUCUGCGCCGGUGUUCUCCUGCAGGUGCUGGGGGUCUUCAUGACCUCGCUCGCUACCAGCUACUGGCAGCUCAUCCUUGCCCAGGGACUCUGCACGGGGCUGGGAAGUGGCUUACAGUUCUGCCCGACCAUGGGCCUCGUGGCCACGUACUUUGACCAACGACGCGUCUUUGCGGUGGCAUUUGCCCUAGUCGGCAGCGGAACAGGGGGCAUGGUAUUUCCGGGAUUGGUGAAGGGCUUGCUCCCGACGCUGGGGUUUGGCUGGACGAUGCGUGUGGUGGGAUUCGUCAUGCUCGCCACCAGCUUACCAGCCAUAGGUCUCCUACAGACACGACUUCCGCCGCGCAAGUCCGGGCCCCUGGUGGAGCUGGCUGCCUUUCGUGAUCCCGUGUACACGCUCUUUAUUGUGGGCAUCUGGCUCAACUUUUGGGGCAUGUAUUUCGCCGUCUACUACUUGGGAGCGUUUGGACGUACAGUCAUUGGCUUCAGCUACUCCGAGUCAACGAAUCUGAUCAUUGUGUUGAACGGCGCGGCCGUCGUGGGUCGGUUGGUCCCCGCAUAUUUAGCGUCUUUUCACCUGGGUCCGCUCAAUACAAUUAUCCCGCUGGCGGCGGCCGCCGGGGUGUUGAUGCUCUGUUGGGCGGCGGUCCACUCGUCUGCGGGGCUGUACGCCUUUGCAGUGUUGUACGGAUUUUGCGCCAACGGACUACAAGGCAUGUGGCCGCCGACGCUGUCAAGCUUGAUUACGGACCUGAGUAGGGCUGGAACACGGAUCGGCAUGGGCUUCACUAUAGUCAGUUUCGCGUGUCUGACAGGGCCGCCAUUGGGCGGUGCCCUCGUUGCCAAGGCACAUGGUUACAUUGGAGCGCAGAUGUGGGCGGGCGUGGCCAUUUUGCUGGGGUCCUUGGUACUUCUGGGUGCGCGAACAGCCAAGGUGGGCUGGCGUAUUCUAGUCAAGGUGUGAUUGGUUAUGUUUGAGAACAAAGCGAACCCGGUGAGCUUGUUUAUGUGAAGGCUUGGCAGGCCGAGAGAGAGAGAGAGAGAGAAUGUGGGACAAAGAAUAGGAGAAAAAGCGUGUAUCUACAGGGUCUGGCCGAAGAAACGCCGUAGUAGACUAGAACUUUCAAGUAAAUGACAACAUAACCUACGAAGUCGUGCG